This is a messenger RNA of Auxenochlorella protothecoides, 4260 nucleotides long. RefSeq lists its product as hypothetical. NCBI's taxonomy places the organism in Eukaryota, Viridiplantae, Chlorophyta, Trebouxiophyceae, Chlorellales, Chlorellaceae. The transcript has 19 exons. The coding region runs from base 1 to 4260 and encodes 1419 amino acids. The record is from RefSeq and is a predicted model, not a curated record.
AUGCCCUGCCCACCUGCCACGACCACCGUGCAGUCGUCGACACUACAAGCAGAGGUGGAGAAGCGCGCCCAGCGCAUGGCGCUGCUGCAGGCCAAGCUGCAGCGGACCCGCUUCACCCUGACGGAACUGCAGGCCUCCCAGCAGCGCCUCCGCACCUCCACCGACAAGGUGGAGAGCCUGAACGCGCAGCUCAACAAGGAUGAGCGCUCCAAGGCGAGGCGCGCUUCGCUGGGCGCCCUGCGCGGCGAGCUGAACGAAGCGCUGUCAGUGAUGAAUGCCGCCUCGCGGCGCGUGGAACAGAUGGAGGCCAUCACUGACAUGCUGGUCAGCCAGCUGGCCGAGAGGGAGGCCCAGCUAGGCGAGGCGCAGGAGGCCGCACGCUGCGCUGAGUCGCAGCACGCCCAGGAGGUGGCGGCCCUGACCGGCGAGCGUGAGGGGCUGAUCGACCAGGUGGCCUCCUCCCAGGAGCGCCUGGCCGACCUCGAGGCCCGGGACGCAGAGCUGGGGCUGAAACUGGACGAGGCGGCACGCCGCGCGGCCACACUGGGCGCGGCGUUGCGGGGCGCCGAGGCUGAGCGCGACGCCGCGGUGGCGCGCGAGCGGGAGGCCCUACGCGGCGCCAUGGCCGAGGCACAGCAGGCGCAACACGACCUCGUGCUGCAGCUGCAGGCCAAGGAGGAGGCACUGGCGGCGGCGCUGGAGCAGGCCAAGAUGGGCACGCCCGUGGGUGAGGGCGCCAAAAAGGUGCUGCCCAUGGCCUUCCAGCGCAUCAAGUGCGUUCAUUUGGAGAGCAGGGCGCCCGAGCGCCCUGGCGGCCUGGCCAAUGUACUGUUGGCCACCCAGCAGCAGCUGGCGGAGGAGAAGGCGCAGCGCGAGGGCGCCGAGACGGCUGCCCAGCAGGCGCAGCGCGAGCGCGAUGAAGCCAUCAAUACCCUGGAGAGCAAGAUCUCCGCCAUGGACGCCGAGAGGCAGCGCCAGGUGGCAGAGAAGCACGCCUCCCUGGAGAGCAUGGUGCGCGCCGCAGCCGCCGCCACCACGGAGGCGGCCAUGAAGGCCGAGGCCCUCAAGAAGCUGAGGAUCGAGCAGGAGGCCCUGGAGGCUCGCCUGGCCGCCAGCGAGGGACAUGGCGCGGAGGUCGCCGCCCGACUCGCGGCGCGCGACGCUGAGGUGGGGACCCUGUCACGCCAGGUGGCGGACCUGGAGGCGCUGUCCGCCCAGGCCGAGGCCGGCCUGCGCGGCCUGGGCGCCGAGCUGGCGGCCGCGCAGGGCCGGGCGGAGGCGGGUGCCGUCGCGGUCGACGCGCUGUCCACACGCCUGGCCGCGGCCGAGGCCGGCGCCGCCGACGCGGUGGCGGCCGCGCGGGGCGCCGCCGAGGCCCUGGAGGCCGCCCGGCGCGAGGGCGCCGACCUGCGCGACGAGCUCCGCGCCGAGCGCCGGGAGCGCGGCCUGCUGGCCGGCGAGCGCGACGAGCUGCAGCGAAGCGUGGACGCGCUGAAGGCCGAGCGCGCCUGCGCCAUGGCGGAGGCCGCCGGCCUGCGCGCCGAGAUCGACGCCGUGCGCGCCCAGCAUGCCGCGGAGGCCGACCGCGCCGCGCUCGAGCUGGCGACCGCGCAGCGAGAGCACGAGGCCUCGCUGGCGGAGGCCGCCGCCGCGCGCUCCAGCGCGGCGGCCCUGGAGCGGCUGGUGUCCGAGCUGGAGGCCCGGGCGGGGAGCCUGGACGAGGAGCGGGCAGCGCUGGAGUCCCGGCUGGGCGAGACCGAGGGGCGGCUGGCCGAGGCACGUGCCCAGGGCACGCCGGCGGGCGAGGGAGCCAAGACGGUUUCGCGCCUGGCCCUGCAGCGCGUCCGCGACCUGCAGGAGGUGGAGGCUGGCUUGCGCGCGGAGCUGGCAGCCAAGGCCGCGGCGCUUGAGCAGCUGGAGGGCGAGCUGGCGCGCCUGCUUUGCGACACGCAGGCGCUGCAGGAGGCCGUGGCCGGCCUGGAGGCGGGCGUCGCCGAGUCGGCGGCGGCCGUGACGAAUCUGGAGCGGCGGCUGGAGGAGAGCGCCGCGCGCCGAGCGGAACUGGAGGCGGCGCUGGCCGCCGCGCGCGCCAUGGCGACGGGCGAGGGCCAUCGUGCCGACGCCGCGGCGGCCGAGAUCGUGGCGCUGCGGUCCGAGCUGGCCGGCGCAGGUGGGGCCCUGGAGGCCGCACGCGCGGCGCACGCACGCGACCAGGAGGAAGGCGCGGCACGGUGCGAGGAGCUGGCCGCCCGCCUGGCCGAGGUACGGGAGGCCGGGCGGCAGCUGGCCGAGCUGAAGAGCGGGGCCGAGGCGCGCGCCGCGGCCCUGGAGUCGGAGCUGGAGGAGCUCAAGCAAGCUCCCCCUGCGGGCACGCCGGUGGGCAAUGCCAGCAAGCAGGUGGUGCGCCUCAGCUUCGCCAAGAUUCAGGAGAUGCGGGAGCGCGAGGCGGAGCAGGGGGAGCGCGUGGCCGCGCUCGAGGCUUCGCUGGAGGAGGCGCGGGCCAAGCUGGCGGAGGCGCAGGCCGCGCUGCAGACCAGGGAGACGGCGCUGCAGGCGCAGCUAGAGGGCAAGGACCAGGAGCUGGCCGCGGCGCGGACCUCGGCCGCCGCGGCCGCCGCGGCGCUGCAUGCCCGGCUGGACGAGGCGCUAGCCGGGGCGCGCGUGGCGCAGGAGGCGCACGCCGCGGUUCAGGCCGAGCCGGAGGCCCACCUGCAGUCCAAGGCCGCGCUGCAGGCCGAAAUAGAGAGCCUGAGGGACACGGUGGCGCACUUGGGCACCCUGUUUUACACCGCCGACGCGACGCUGGCGGCCCAGACCGCCGCCCAGGAGGGGAGCGAGACGGAGUGGGUGGCGCAGCUAUGCGCAGCACGGUCGGACCGCGACGCCGCCGAGCUGGAGCGCGCGGGGCUGGAGCGCGACCUGCAGGCCGCACUGGAGCGCCUGGCAGCCAAGGAGGCCGAGGUGGAGGAGGCGCGGGGCGCCCCCACGCCCAAGGGCGAGGCCGCCAAGCAGGUGGCCUCCCUGUCCAUGCGUCGCAUCGCCGAGCUGCAGAGCGAGCUGGCAGCGCACGAGGCCGCGGUCGCCGCCGCUGGCGAGCGCUCGGCGGCGCUGGCCGCCGAGCUGGAGGCUACCCGCGCCGAGCUGGCCGCCGCCCAGGCCGCCGCCCAGGCCGAAUCUGGGAGCCUGGCAGAGGAGCUGGCAGCGCUGCGCGCCAGGGUGGCGGCCGACAGCGAGAACGCCGCUGUGGCCAAGACCCAAAUGGAGACCCUGGAGGCUGCGCUCGCCGCAGCGCGAUUGGAGGCCGCCUCGCUCUCGGCGGCGCGGGCCGGCGCCAUGGGCGACAGCGCGCCGCGCUCGCCAAACACCGCCGCCGUGGCCCCCCUGCAGGCAAGCCCGGCGGCGCCGGUCCUGCUCCCAAACCUGCUCAUGACCUGCCUGCUGGGGGCGCUGUCCUUUGCCCGGAUCGCUGAGCUGGAGGAGCAGCUGGCAGACCAGAUGCGCCAGGGGGAGGCGGCGCAGGAGGGCACGGAGCAAGCCAGGCAGGAGCUUGCGAGCGCCCAGGCCGCUCGCCGCGCCGCGGCUGAGAGCUCCGCCGAGGUCGCGCGCCUGGAGCACGAGCUGGCGGUUUCGAGCCGGCAGGUGGAGGAGCAGCGGGCGCUGCUGACCCAUGUGACCGAGGCCCUGGCGCUGCAGCGCGAGGCCACCUCGCUAACUCAGCGUCUGGGCGACGAGAGGGCGGUCGAGCUGGCCAAGCAGCUGGAGACGGCGCGGCGGGCUUCCGCCGAGUCGGGGCUCAGGCUGCAGCAGGCGGAGCGGGAGCUGGCGGGCGCGGCCCGCACCAAGCGCCAGCAUGCGGAGCUGAGCGCCACCUUCUCCGCCGCCCGCGCCAAGGCUGAGGCGCUGGCGGUGGAGCUGAACGCGCUCAAGGCGGAGAAGGCGCUGCGCUCUUCUUCGACGGCGCAGGCGACUGCGGAGGUCGAAAGGGCCAGGCGGCGCGAGCAGGCCGGGGAGCGCCGGGCCGAGGCGGAGGCGGCGCGGCGCAUCGAGCUGGAGGCCGCCCUGCGUGCCAGCCGGGUCGAGGCCCAGCGCGCGGGGCGCGCCGCUGAGGCGGCCGAGGCGGAAGCUGCACGGAAGCUGCAGGCCCUGGCCUCUGAGCACUCCCAGCGCGAGCGCGUGCUGCGCCUGGUCGCCUCGCUGGCCUGUGGCGCCCUGUUGGCGCUGGGGUCGGCAUGGAUGGUCCAGCAGGGGAAGUGCGAGUGA